Molecule: messenger RNA, 11650 nt
Organism: Rhineura floridana
Lineage: Eukaryota; Metazoa; Chordata; Lepidosauria; Squamata; Rhineuridae
Gene: ARHGAP32
Product: Rho GTPase activating protein 32
Exons: 25
Coding region: 725-7060 (2111 amino acids)
Biological process (GO): small GTPase-mediated signal transduction
Cellular component (GO): actin cytoskeleton; nucleoplasm; fibrillar center
Molecular function (GO): protein binding; phosphatidylinositol phosphate binding; GTPase activator activity
Source: RefSeq, a predicted model, not a curated record
UGCCUCACCACCGAGCCGGCGGGAGGGGCGGGGCCUGCGGGGCGCGCAUGGGCCUUGCGCCUGCCUCGCUGCGGCGUCUUCCUCCUUUUCUCCUCCCCCCCCAACUCGGCCCCACGCGAAUCUUUCCAGGCAGGAGGAGUCGAUGUCUCUUCUCUCUCCCUUCCCUAUUGAGGCGCCCAGGUGCGGGAACCAAACGGAGGAGGGGAAGGGAAAGGGGCGCUGAAGGGGCGCCAGAGCUUUUCGGACGGGAAGGAUUAACAAAAAAGAACGAGGAGGCGUUUUAUUUUUCUCAGGUUCCCCCCCCGUUUUUUUCUCCGUUCGCCGCUUUUCGCGGCACCUCUUUCUUCACCCCGCCUCAGCCUCCUCCCUCCGCGGCCGGCUUUUGUUGUGUGGGCGCCCCCACUCCUCUUCUCUCUCUCUCUCGAGUUUUCCAGCUCUCUCCCUCCUUCGCGUGAGGGGAACGGAGCGGGCGCUGGGAAAAUGGGGCGAGGCGGGGCCAGCGCGGGCUGCCUCGAGGCGGCCACACAGAGGACGCGCCGGGGCCGUUGAAGGAGGCGGGCGAAAGUGGACCACCGAACGGCGGCUGCGUCGGGAGGAAGAAUAGCUGCUGCCCAGCUGCUUCCAACACGGUCGCCGCCGCAGCGAACAGCAGCUUUGCCUGGUUGGGUGGGGAGGGGCUGGGGAGGCAUCGUCCCCGCCUCUCGCUCUCCUCGGGAGCCGGAGGAUGAUGAAGUCCUCGUUGCAUGCAGAAGAGGAUGAUUUUGUGCCAGAACUUCAGAGAAGCAUUCAUCCCCGCGAAAGACCAGAUUGGGAAGAGACUCUCAGUGCAAUGGCGAGAGGAGCAGACAUCCCUGAGAUUUCAGGAGACCUACCAUUGCGGACAUGUGCCAGCACUGCUAGCAUGAAAGUGAAGAAUGUGAAAAAAUCUACCAACUCAGGACUGAUGGACUGUGAUUCCUUUCACAGGUUAUCCUUUACCAAGGGCCACUUUCCAAAAAUGGCUGAAUGUGCACACUUCCAUUAUGAAAAUGUAGAUUUUGGCAAUAUACAGCUUUCACUCCCAGAGGAACAGAAUGAAGUAACAAGGAAUGGCUGUGAAUCCAAGGAACUUGUUUAUCUUGUACAGAUCUCUUGUCAGGGUAAGAGCUGGAUUGUGAAGCGAAGUUAUGAAGAUUUCAGAGUGCUUGAUAAACAUCUUCACCUGUGUAUUUAUGACCGCCGUUUCUCACAGCUCUCAGAGCUACCCCGUUCUGAUGCCUUGAAAGACAGUCCAGAGCUUGUCACCCAGAUGCUGAUGGCUUACCUGUCACGACUCUCAGCCAUUGCUGGAAACAAGAUAAACUGUGGUCCUGCCCUCACGUGGAUGGAGAUAGAUAACAAGGGAAAUCAUCUCCUAGUCCAUGACGAAUCAUCCAUUAAUGUCCCUGCUAUUGCAGCUGCCCAUGUUAUUAAGAGAUAUAUUGCUCAGGCAGCAGAUGAACUGUCCUUUGAGGUGGGAGAUAUUGUGUCAGUUAUCGACAUGCCUCCAAAAGAAUUGACCACUUGGUGGAGGGGAAAGCAUGGAUUUCAGGUGGGAUUCUUUCCUAGUGAGUGUGUUGAACUAAUUAAUGACAAAGUUCCUCAGUCUGUGACCAAUUCCGUGCCAAAGCCAGUCUCCCCUGCCCAUGGAGCCCGUCCAGCGUCCUGGAGCUACUUCCCCCCUUAUUUGGAGAUGGAUAGUGUAAAGCCGGGUUCAGCAUGUGUUUCAGAGCCUCUGAAGCAAUCCCAGCUGAGCUCAGUGUCAAAAAAACACGGCAAGCUUAUUACUUUCCUGCGCACAUUCAUGAAGUCUCGCCCAACAAAACAGAAACUGAAGCAACGCGGGAUAUUAAAAGAGAGGGUAUUUGGCUGUGACCUUGGAGAACAUCUUCUCAACUCUGGUCAUGAUGUCCCCCAGGUUCUCAAAAGUUGCACUGAAUUCAUUGAAAAGCAUGGCAUUGUGGAUGGAAUAUACCGCCUAUCUGGGAUUGCUUCUAAUAUCCAGAAACUACGGCAUGAGUUUGAUUCAGAGCAAAUCCCUGACUUGACAAAAGAUGUAUACAUUCAGGAUAUACAUUGUGUGGGUUCACUCUGUAAGCUCUACUUCCGAGAACUACCCAAUCCUCUGCUCACAUAUCAGCUCUAUGAGAAAUUCUCAGAUGCUGUAUCUGCUGCUACAGAUGAAGAACGAUUAGUUAAAAUCCAUGAUGUCAUCCAGCAGUUACCCCCACCUCACUACAGAACCCUGGAAUUCCUCAUGAGGCAUUUGGCUCACCUUGCUGAUUACUGUGCCAUCACCAAUAUGCACACGAAGAAUUUAGCAAUUGUCUGGGCACCAAAUCUGCUGAGAUCAAAGCAGAUAGAAUCUGCUUGCUUCAGUGGAACAGCGGCUUUUAUGGAGGUGCGAAUCCAGUCAGUGGUUGUGGAAUUCAUUCUCAAUCACGUGGAUGUCCUUUUCAGUUCCAAACUCAGCUCUGUUAUUCGAGAGAGUGCAGGUCACAGUUCCUUGUCACGGCCUAAAUCCCUGCUGGUAUCAUCUCCUUCCACAAAACUGCUCACCUUGGAAGAAGCACAAGCGAGAACUCAGGCACAGAUAAAUUCCCCUAUAGUGGCAGACAGCAAGUACAUUGAAGUAGGCGAAGGUCCUGCUGCUCUACAGGGAAAAUUCCAUACGAUCAUAGACUUUCCAUCUGAAAGAAAGAGGCCACCCAGUAAGAUGAAAAAAUCCCCUGUUGGCAGCUGGCGCUCCUUUUUUAACCUGGGGAAGUCAUCAUCUCUCUCCAAACGGAAACUGCAGCGCAACCCAAGUGAACCCUCUGAAAUGAAGGCAAUAGCCCUAGCAGGAGGGCGAGGAGACAGUGGGACCCUGCGCUCAGCUAAGAGUGAAGAGUCCCUCUCAUCUUUACAUGCUAUAGAUGGUGAAUCUAAACUGUUUCGGCCCCGAAGACCGAGGUCCAGUAGUGAUGCGUUGUCUGCUUCCUUUAAUGGGGAGCUCCUCGGAAACAUGAACCGCUGCAAUUCCUAUGAUAAUGUGCCCCAUGACCAUGAGAGCGAUGGGGAUGAGGGGCAUAUCCAUGUUCCAGCCCUCAUCUCUCCAAGGUCAGCAGAAGACGUUGACCUGAGCCCACCUGAGAUUGGGGUGGCUAGCCUGGAUUUUGAUCCUAUGUCUUUUCAGUGCAGCCCACCAAAAGCAGAGUCUGAGUGUCUUGACAGCAACACUUCCCUGUUGGAGUCAGUAGACUUUAAUAGGGAUAAGCAAAGCGCCUUCAAGAAGGAAAUAGACUCAGGCAGCCAGUCACAGACCCCUGGCAGUGCCACAAGUUCUGAACCAGUUUCCCCCUAUCAAGAUAAGACCGUAAGUCCCUUCUUCACUCUAGAUUUGAGCCCAACUGAAGAGAAAUCAUCCAAACACCAGUCUUUCUCUGAAAAUGUUGCCCGCACCUUCUCCCCCAAGAUGGGGCGAAAGCCAGCCAAGUCUCCGCCACUGAAUUUCUCAGAGUCCAUUUCCUUCACUGUACCCAGUCACAUGCCGGAUGUUGUCAUUGGAGGGAUGUCACCGAGUGCAGGUCCUUCAGACUGGACCAAAGGAACAUCUGGCACGAGUGAAGGCACAAGCAGGUCCCCACCCCACCUGGUAGUAUCACCUUUGAAAGCCACUGAGGUGAGAAUAAGUGAAGGACACCAGCAAGAGUUCCCAAGUCAAGGAGAUGCUAAGAAAACAGAGCUUCAAGAAGAGGUGGAACAACCCUUGGCCAGCAGCCAGAGUAAGCCUGUACCUUCUGGACAGACGCAGCCAGGAGCAGUUGCCCUCGACUCCCCCCAGGAUCCUGUUCCAGUCAAUUCUGUCUCUGUUGUCCCUCCUCCUCCUCCUCCGAAAAAUGCUGCACGCAUACUAGCCUUAGCCCUGGCAGAAUCUGCCCAACAAGCCUCUGUUCAAUCUCAGAAGAAACCAGAUGUUUAUUCUGACUGUACCAGCUGUGCAGAGACUGAGAGCACAGGAACUGUAGAAAUGUUCCAUCCAUAUUCUGGUGUUAGUCCAGAAAAGCUUCAUCUGUAUGCUGCUGUGCCAGAGACCCAACUGAGUUUUCAAGCUACUGCACCUGGAGAUCACCACAAAAGUGGAUUACCUAUAGGCCAAGCCCCCCAAAUCAGUGGCAUGCCUGUGGACAGCAAUCACCUGCAUGUUGGCAUACCUGGAAAUCGGGACCAUCCCCUUCACCCUACUGACAUGCCUGGAGAUCUUCAUAAUAGCAUUAACAUGAGCUGGGACCACUCCCACUUCCAUCCUUGCAUGUUGGCAGACUCACACCAUCUUCCUCAUUCUGUUGUAUCUGAGGAUCAGAAACACCCUCAUCCCUGUGCUAGAGGAACCGUUCAGCCAGAAUCACCUACAACAGAUAUUACAGUAGAGAACCCUCACCCCGCCACUUGCCUCCCUUUGGAUAAGAACCAAAUCCAUUCCAACAAAUUUCACUUUCCUGUCUGCACAGCAGACAAAGUCCAGUUUCCUCCUGUAACUGCUGGAGAGAAAACAGCUGCAACUGUUCUGGCAUAUAUGAUGAUAAAUAGCCAGACAGCAGCAACUGAAACUGAUCCUGGAGCAUCCAGCCAGAAUAUACUUCCUCAGCCUUCCACCGUCACAACCAACAGCACAUGGGGAGAAAUGGCUGUUAUGACUGCUCAGCAUGCUCUGGCAGGCAGCCACCAAACUCCAGUGCAAGGACCAGGGGAUCAUCAGCCAGCUGUGGGACAAUCUGCAGCUACAGCCACUAAGGGUUCAAGUGGCUUCAGUCAGGUACGAGAUACAACUCCAGAGAAACCGCCUGAGUCUAGAUCAACUGAGCCAGCCCCCAUUUUUGUUACUGAGGGCAGUGCUGCAACCCAGUGUACUUCAGCCACUCCUCUAGCCACACUUCACCAAGGCCCUUUGGAAAGGCCUCGAGAGAAUGCCAAGGCUCCCCCUUUGCACCUGAGGUCUGAAUCAGUCCCAGCUCAGCCCUUCUAUGGAUUAACAGCACCUCCAGUCCCACCUGUGAGAACAAUGGAAAGUAAAAUUGCAGCAGCCAUGCAUUCAAACAAUGCAGAUCCCUUGAAUGCUGCCAGUUACCACUCCUUUGUGACUGCAUCCACAUUGCCGCCAUCUGUGGAGGAAGCUCCACCGCCACCUCCCCCACCUAAAUACGCCUCCCUUCAGUCUGCAUAUUUCUCUCUUUCCAAGUCAGAGAGCCCCCCUGAGCCCCCAUUGUCGGAGAACUAUGUGCAUCACAAGCCUACAUCCGUCCACCAGUACAGGGCUGAAAGCAUCCCACCACACCUCUAUCACAGCAAGUCUGAGCAGCAUCCUGGCUAUCCUUCUCUGUCAGAGACCCCCACUUCCAUGGGCCUCAGGUAUAACGCAUAUACCACUCAAGGGAAGAGCUCAUCUGCCCAUCACUCAAAGCCUCGCAGCCGAGUGGAGUAUGUGUCCUCCAUGAGCCCUACAAUGAGGAGUGCUAGUUAUGCGGAGGAAACGCCACCCUACCCCACCAUUCGACGAGUGCACUCACUGCAUGUGACUGCUCCCUCUACUAUCCGAUCAGUUCCCAUCUCCCGAACUGAGGUGCCUCCUGAUGAUGAGCCCCUUUACUGCCCAAGGCCCCUCUACCAAUAUAAGCCAUAUCAGUCCCAUGCAGAUUAUCACGUCACUCAGCUGCAGCCUUACUUUGAGAAUGGGCGGGUCCAUUACCGGUAUAGCCCCUACUCAAACUCCUCCAGCUCGUCCUGUUACACUGCAGCAGAUGGUGGAUUUUAUGACCUAGACCCCUAUGGUACAAUGAGAUUGAGGCAGCUCCAUCCAUUUCCAGGCAGAGAUUUUGCAUCCUAUGCCAGACUGCAAACCAGGAGCCUGUAUCGCUGUCCUGGCCUACCACCAUAUCCCCGGGGAGGCCUUGCUGGACAUCUGGCGGGCAAAGAACACAGUUUCAUCAGCAGGGAUGUGCCACCUGCCCCGGAUGUCAAACCCAUGUAUGUCUCCUGGGAUUUGGAGGACAUGGAAAAAUACCGCAUGCAGUCCAUCCGCCGAGAGAGCCGUGCACGCCAGAAAGUAAAAGGGCCUGUCAUGUCCCAGUAUGACAAUGUAGCCCCUUUGCUGCAGGAUGAGUUACGAACUGUAGAUGUCGUUCACUUGCGCAGCAAAUCUGAUCCUGGGAAAACUGGACUCCUCACUGUCGCUGAUGGGAAAGAAGGGAAAUACCCAGGCAAAGUAGGGCCCCCAGAGGGGGAUGAACGCUACUAUGUGCCACAUCCAGAACCUGAUGUAGACAAAGCCCAUUACCACGGAACCUAUGGGAAUGGACAGUCAGAGAAACCAUGCCUUCAUCAAAAGCAAAGCAGCCUCAGGAGCAGAAAGCCCCAUGAGAUGGGUUGUAAUUCAGCUGAGCACAGAAUGCACCUGCCCCAUGAAGCAAGCCAUAGGCAGCCUCUGGAUUCUAAAAACGGGGCCCCUUAUCCUGAUUACCGACCAAAGGGCCACCAGGAACCACCAGAAUCCAUUGGAUACCAGCCCUCUGGUGGAAAGUAUGUUCCAGCCAGCCACGAUGCCUUGAGACCUAAUCAUAAAGAGGUGAAGCUGUCAGAGGACAGGUCUGAUAUUGAGAGACAUCGAGCCAGGCCAUCUGCUGCUCCUGAAAAGCACUCCAGGGAGUGCUUUAAAGAGGGUGAGCACUAUGGACAGUCCACAGCACCACCCCCUAAACCAGAACGGAGCCACAGCCUCAGACUCCAACACCCAGAGAGCAUAGAGCGGGACGCUGGUCUCCUUUACCCAUUCCAAACCCUUGGCAAGCGCCAAAGCACCAUGACUGUGGUCUCCCAGUAUGAUAAUUUGGAUGAUUACCAUACCAUGCCUCAGCACCAAAGAAGGGGUUAUGUUGGAGGAGGGGGGUUAGUUCCCCCCUUUGCUCAUCCACAUAGUAGGACUUAUGCAACAGCCUUGGGCCAGGGAGCAUUCCUUCCUACAGAGCUCAGCCUACAGAGGCCUGAAACUGAGAUCCAUGCAGAGUGAGCUCCAAGGCAGAAGGGAUAGAGUGUAAGCAGCCUCUGCUGGACAGUGGACUGGUUUAUUUUUUCAGUGACACACGCACACACACACACACACACACCAUCAAAGCAACUCCUGCCAUUAAUCCUCACUCAGUUCCUUCCCCUCCAACCCCCAUGCUGCUUAUUGUUUUUAUAUAGUAAAUGUAUAGUCUUAUCUCACAUUGUUUUAAAAGUAGAUUGCUACAGUCAUGCCGGCUUUUGUUAAACUUGAAGACAAAGCCCAUCUCCAGGAAGAGCAGAAACAGUGAUGGAGAUUCAGGGGUCGUGCUAUAAAUGGUUCUCACUUUCCUUAGAUUUCAAACAGUGGCAUUUCCCAUAGCUUUGACGCUAUCCUUCAGAACCCUGUGUAUAAUGUAUGUAUUGAUAGAUUGAUGCAGACAUUUCUUCUCCGGGUAAAUGUCCCUUGUAUGUGAUCUACUGGAGAGAGAUUUGUUGAAUGGAAAGCUUUAGUAAAUAUUUUAACUUGGUUCUUCAAAGCUUAAUGCACCAAACUCUAGGAAAAUAUUAUUUCACAUUAUUUGUUCCUUUCUACAAUCCCAGAUUUAUUUUUUUGAAAAAACAGUAACAAUGGUACCUUUCACCUAAAAUGUUAUUUCGGUGCUUAUUAGAUGUGAUCCAAUAAUGUUUCCAUUGAUUUUGGUAAUACAUGGCCCUAGUGGUGGAGGGCAAAGAGAUGUUGCCCAGUUAAAAACUUUUUUCUUUAAAAACCGAUAACAAACUGCUUUAUCAAAUACUGAGAAAUUUGGGUGGUGGGAAGAGGACCUCAAUGUUAAUAUUGUUUCAAUGGUGCUUUGCUUUGGUAAGCCUGGCAGGUAAAAGCCGUAUUUCUUAAAAUCUUAUAGAAAUAUUUUUGUAGCAAGUGCAUUUCAUAUGCAGCCCUCUGAACAAGGGGAUCUUCUGCUGGGAUGAGUCUAACUGAAAUGGCAGAGUGGCAGAAGAGCUGUGCUCUGGCCCAGCACCCAGGAAUUUCAAUAGGGCAUGCAAGGGAGUCAUGGUGCAUUCUGUGUCGAGUGGAUAAGCUGUUUUAAUUCCUUGUUACAAAUAUCAUUGCAGUGAGCCUAAUCUUCAUCAUCAGUUAACACAGUAAUUCUGUAGUUAUACCUGGUUUUCUGAUCAGUGCUGGUUGUCCUCCAGUCAUGGCAAGUGUUGUAGGCAUGUAGCUGUGAAUUUAGUGACCACUUAAGAAAACACCAGUUGACUUUGCCUAAGGGGCAGUAACUUUGCUGUAGCACACACACCUGUCUCAUUAUGUCAGUAAGGCAAACCAUAUGAUGUGAAUUUAGACUGGUGGUUCUUUCUACACAUUGUGGUGCAUCAUUAUCUCCUGUGUUUGUUUUUUUAAGAUACCUGUGGAAAGAGUUUGCUUUUCUGAUAAGGUUAUAUAAAUAUGCAGUGCUUUGAAAACAUGCUGUCCUUGCUGGAACAGGAGCAGGUAGGUGCCUCAGGAUUCCCACAUAACCUUAGAACAAUAAAGGCUGUUGCCAUGCAGCCACCAUGGAAACCAUGCAACAUUCUACCAGGCAAGAUACCAAGGUUUUCUUUGAUUUUUAUGAACUUUAAAAGAAAUAGAGAAUGGCCAAAUCCAUCCAAGGUACUGGGGGUGUUUUUCCUGUUCUGGGUCACCAAAGCUAUGUAGCUGGUGGAAGUACACAGGAAGCAUCUGGGACAUCUUUCUGUCCUAGGGCCCUGCUGGUAGCACAGGUGGUGAAUUUUACUAGAAGGAAAGCACCUGUAUCAAACCCCCUUGGAAAAGAAGAUGUCCAUCAGCAUCCCAUGCGUUUAAAUAAUAAGACACAUAUUUUACAAGGGCACAAAGCACUUCUCAAAGAGAACAUGACAUUAGGUUCUUUGGAUUUCUGAACUUUGGGAAAGAACAGUUUGCCUAUUUUCGUUAUGAUUAUUUUAAUGAUUUGGUAAUUAUUGUUUUAGUAGUAUUGCUCUUGAAUGUGCUAAGUACAAAUUUAGUGGCCAGAAAACUCACUGUGAACCAGGUUUACCUCAGCCUCCUCCCCAUCCUCCUCACCCACCCCGUGAGGAAUUUUCAGCAUUUUUUGUUUUCCUGUUGAAAUGAGAAAUGUACAGACAGGGCCAUUCUAGCUUGACAGUCGUGUGGAGCAAGCUAGUUUUGCUAUCUGAAAAUUUGAAUUAUCGGUCCUUCUUUGUAGCCCGCAUAGACUGUCUCCAAUAUCCACUUAAUUUUGGCAUCCACCCCUGUAAAGUUCUUCACCAUGUUACACUGGCUAUGUAGCUCCAUAUCUUGGCUCAGAGUUCUCCGCUCCCUUGCACCCCGAAAUCUCAUUCGAUUCCAUGAUUUCUUCUUCAGAUUUUGCUGCGCUGUUGAUGGUUAAAAAAGAUAUCACUGUGCAACGUCCUGUCCUCUCCCACCAGCUUCAGUCUGUUUGCCAUUGUUGGUUUUUAUUUUCUUCCUUAAUGAAUUAACUCUUUAAGAGAUACUUAUCUCCCAGAUCUAAUUUCUUCGUUUCUCAAUAUGUCUGUAUUGGCAUAUUUAUGUUGCGUUUUCUUUUAAGGAUUUGUCAAUACGUUAGAAAAACUUUUUUUUAAAAAAAACUAAACAAGCAGGCACAUACAUUAUGUUUAGGAUAUUUUGAGGUUCAGGUAGCGAGGGCUGCAGGACAAACCUCUAUCUUCAUGAAAGCCUUAAUUUUCCUUGUAUCCUCUCCAUAUAUUGGCCUUAUGUUAUCUACCCUCCAGGUAAGCUCAGAACCAAGCUACCUUCCUCUAAAUUUGUAAUUUAUCUACACCUUAAUAUCUUGUGGGAUCACUAAGCAAAAUGUGAAAUGAAAAGUUUUUCCCAACUUUUAGCAAGUGCCCACACAGGUUUGAUUUUAAAAGCCCACUACUUUCAAUAAUUUCCAUAAUAAAAGCACUUAAACUUGGUUCCUGAGUCCCCUCACCAGACCAUUCCAUCAAAGCAGUUUCAAAAUACAGCCAUGUAUUUACUCAUCCCUCACUUAAUACAUAUCACCUGCUACAUUUGCGUCUAACCAUCAAUAUGGUUUGGAGGUCUUUGGUCCAGAAGGUGUUGUACAAAGGUAUGGCAGUACAACCUUGACUAUACAAGGAAGCGAUUAAAUCCAGAACAGUGUUCUAAGCUUCGAAGGAGCAGUGACAAUCUCCCUGUUCCCCUGUACUUCUUGCCACUGUACUAUCUUGAAUAGCUGGUACCUUUUUAAAAAAACCUUUCCCUUGCCUAAGAAAGCCAUAAAAUUAACUAUGCAGUCCUCUUCAUGUACUGUGGUUAAUUUUGGAACUCUCUAACCGUUAGAGAAACCGUGGGCACCUUGAGUAGAGACGGCAGGUACUUCUCGCAAAAGUUCUUCCUCUUCUUUUCCUCACUCUCGCUUCUGUGUCUGCUCCCUGCCUUUUACAGGCCUUCCUUGCACUCCUCUUGCUCUCCUUGCUUCUGUGUCUGCUGUCCCCUUCCUUCUCCUCUGUAAAGUUUUUUCCUCUUGCACUCCCUUCCGUGUCUGCUCCCUUGCCCACUUCACAAAGGCCUUCCUUGCUCUCCUUGCUUCUGUGUCUGUUGUCCCCUUCCUCCUGUGUUCCACCUCACGCUGUCCCUUUUCCGAUCUGGAAGCCUCUGUGUCCUGUCAGACCGGUUGGGGAGUUGUGUGGAAUCAUCAUCUACCAGCUGCGCCCCCCCCCUUCACAAUCAGGUUAACAUUUUAUGCAGAUGACAGUGAAAACAUUGUGCCUAUGUCUUUGCAGACAAAAUCAGGGAGGGGGCUUACUCCUUGGAGGGGGUCACAAUGAGAAUUGCACAGUUGUGGCAGGAAUUGCUACACAAAGCCAAAAUCCACUUUAAAUGAUUUCCCUUUCAGUAAAGAGAAUUUUGGGCCCUUGUGUGCUCUCCCCCCAUCCCCAGUUCAUCUCAACCUGGUACGUUGAUGACAAAGUGAUGACUGAUGGCAGUGUGACAUUAUAUGUUAGGGAACAGAAUUGUAGAUUCUGGGCUUCUGUUUUACUUUUUAAAGGUGGCUUCGGCAUGACAUUUUCUCCAGAACCUUGUGCUAUGGAAACCGAUGCAGUGGGCAUGGUACAGUUUAACAUAUGCUCAGUAACUUCAGUGUCUUCAGUAAGUUUUUAUUGUAUAGUUCCAGUGCAAAAUGAACAAGAAAUGGUUGUUGUGCAGUUUAUUUUCCUGCUGUGGAAAACUUGAGUCGUCUUUUUGAGCCACAUGAGAGAACCAGAAAGACUUUGGUGGUCUCUAAGUGUUCUCUUUAAUUUAUAUAGUGUCUUAUUUUUUAUUCUCUUUUUUUACUUCUGUGUGUGAAAACUGGUGUAAAAUGUAUAUGCCGAUGAACUCAUGUUCUUUUAUGUAAAUAUUUUUGUGACAUCUCACUCCCACCCAUUCCUUGUAAAUAUUUAGAUUCUCAUUUUCUCCACACUGUAUGGGGCGGAUGCGUUUGAUUUAUUUUAUUUUUUUUAAUUUGUACUGUAAUGCUAUGAACAAACUUGAGGUGUCUUGUGCUAUUAAAACAAACCUAACAGUCCCACAAAACUCAGAUGUACAACUCAGCAGUUAAUGAAG